Molecule: messenger RNA, 1701 nt
Organism: Acanthisitta chloris (rifleman)
Lineage: Eukaryota; Metazoa; Chordata; Aves; Passeriformes; Acanthisittidae
Product: amphiphysin-like
Exons: 4
Biological process (GO): synaptic vesicle endocytosis
Cellular component (GO): synaptic vesicle; plasma membrane
Molecular function (GO): phospholipid binding; protein binding
Source: RefSeq, a predicted model, not a curated record
GUGGAACCUGUUGGUGAGGGGACUGUGGCAUCAGAAGACAGUGUGGCUGCGGCAGCAGGAGCGGGUGAUGGUGCAGCUACUGCUGAGCAGGAAGAUUUUGCUGAAGGUGACAAACCUCAGGGAGAAGAAAAGGAGCCUGAUGUGUCUCAGGAAAAGGUCAGCAGCAUCCCUUCAGUAGUAAUAGAGCCAGCGUCAAACAAUGAAGGGGAAGGAGAAGAACAUGAAGUUGUCAUGAAUGAGUCCAAAGAUGCCACAGCAGAGAUCAGCACUCAGGGCACUGACAUUUCUCCAAGUGAAACUUCCCAAGUUGGAAGUGAGCAGAAACCUGCUGAAGAAAUCCAGACUGUACCUUCUCAAGAUCAGCCUGUUGCAGCAGAAGAUGCAGCUUCUGCAAUGCCACCUGGCUUUCUCUAUAAGGUUGAAGUCCUACAUGAUUUUGAGGCAGCUAACAGUGAUGAGCUUAAUUUAAAACGAGGAGAUAUUGUACUAGUAAUUCCUUCUGAGACCACAGCUGAUCAGGAGGCUGGCUGGUUGACUGGCAUUAAGGAAUCCGAGUGGCUUCAGUACAGAGAUGCAAAUAGUUAUAAAGGACUUUUCCCAGAGAACUUCACACGCCAUGUGGAGUAGUUCUCCACUCAGGCAGAGAAACGUGGUAUGAAACUCAGUCAAUAUGUUUUCAACCUCUUUGAAACACAGGAGCCCAUCUUUUUGUAGUUUAAGCUGUUAAUGGUUUACAGACUGGUGCCAGACAAAGCUUGUUGGAACAUAUCAAAAUGAGCAUGAAUGCAGACAGCUAAGCUAGCAACUUCUGAAGCAGUACGUGGGGGAAAAAAAAAGAAUAAAAAAGAAAUGUCCUUAUUUGUUCACAAGUAUGUGGCGACAGGUUUGUUUGUGCUUUGUCAGAGCUAUGGUGAUCUUGUAUUUGGUCCUUUCCCAUGAAAUCUGAAAUUAGCUUCCUCAAUACCAAAACCUUAACUUCUCUGCACUAAGUGUAUUGUAUUGAGUUGCACUGCAGAAGAUUUAAUUAAUUAUCCUGUAGUAAUGAGGUCAAACUAUUAUAAGUUUCAUGUGUUUAAAAAAAAUAAUUAACUACUGCAACGUUUUUUCAGUGUUAUUUUUGGACAUGCAUAAUAUAUAUACACAAUAACUUAUAUGUGUAUAUAUAAGUGCAUAUGGGUAUAUAUGCAUUUUCACAACUUCAUUGUAGUUCUUUGGCUGUGUAGUAUCAUCCAGUACAUGCAUUGCUCUCUCCCUGUCUGGCAUUACAGGAAAUGGUUUUGUUCCAAAGCAAAACUAGCUGCUCCAUUGCCAAAACAUGAUACAGAAUCUGUGUUUGUAAUGUGACAUUUUCACUCUGAGAUGAUGAAUGACAUCAUGUUCAAAGCUGCUAACCUUUGAAAAGGCAUGGCUCGAUCUCCUCUUUCAGCUGCAGUAGUUACAAUGAGAUAAUCUGGAGGGGGAGCUGCUGUGAUGAUAAUCUAUACUUUUUUAUUUAAUUGGCUGAAUACAUUUUAAAAAAAGAAAUAGAACUAAUCUCUGAGAAGAAAUAGACACACUAUAUUUUCACUAUAUGUAUUUAUGCAGCGUACCUUCACGGAUUCUUUUAAAUUAAGAUAUAUAAUGUAUCCUGUAUCAAAAAGUCAUCUGUAACUUAUGUUUUCCAGUGCUGUGUCAUUAAAAAUAAACCCUUGGUCCCAAGAA